Molecule: messenger RNA, 9018 nt
Organism: Numida meleagris (helmeted guineafowl)
Lineage: Eukaryota; Metazoa; Chordata; Aves; Galliformes; Numididae
Gene: MILR1
Product: mast cell immunoglobulin like receptor 1
Exons: 9
Coding region: 7210-8211 (333 amino acids)
Biological process (GO): cell surface receptor signaling pathway
Molecular function (GO): transmembrane signaling receptor activity
Source: RefSeq, a predicted model, not a curated record
AAAUUAUAUUCGUUAUUUGACUUUAGCAGAUGUUUAGCAAACAUUUCUCUUCAUCCUGACAUGGAGAACUCCUGCAGAGAAUACACGUACACGAUUAUUCAUUUCUCUUCUUUAUCUUCACACCUAGGUCUGUCAUCUUUGCUGUGGCAAACAGCUUUAAUGUGGAGUUUGCAAUAAAUUCAAAUUCCUUCAUAAUCCAUCGCUACUCUUGGAUUAGAUUAGAAUAUUGACAGAUGAACCUCUCAUACUACCGUCACAUAUCAAAAACACAAAUGUGCACAAGUUUUUAUUUUGUGUAGUUAGGACAGUGCAAAACAUGCAGUUAUACAAGUUUAACCCCAGAAGAAAAGAACAGGUUGAACUUUCAUUUCCCUGCAGAGAUGUGAAGCAGCACUGGCAUGAAGAAAGAAGAAAAAAAAAAAAAAGCAGAAAUUGGAUACAUUUGACCUCAGGAAAAUAUUCUACUUCAGCAUUUUGCUCUCAAUUUCUGUUGGUGUCAAUGUCUGCCUGAGAUACAGUAAGGCAUUGAUGUAAAAUUCAGAACACCUGAAUUACUCAACUUUCUUUAACAAAAUGGAAGGGUCUUUUCUGAUUACAGAGGAAAGCCUAAGGAAAGGAAAAAGCCUAAAGACAAGGACAUCAGUAGGUAGAUCUGUGCCGUAUAAGACUAUUUCUGAAAAAAAACUAAAAUUUAAUAAUUAUCCAAAAUACUCAUGACCAUGGCCAGUUACUUGACACUCAGAUGGUGAUGGGGUGAGAGAACUGGGAAGAAGGAGGACAGCAAGAAGAGUGCAGAGAUACUGUCCUGUCAUUACCUCUGUUCUUCUACCAUUCUUCUUUGGUACUAUAAAUGUGCUUUUAAUCUUAAAUAAUCUGACACUGCAGAAAUGCCAGAUUUAAGCACCAAUUUGAUUUUUCCAAAUAAUAUUUACUUUGUAACUUUAAAGAAAUUCAGUGUUCAGUACCAUUCAGUUAUUCAUCAGCCAAUAUACAGCUAUUACAUGGCUACUUUACAAGGAGAGAGGAACACAGAGUGGCACAGCACUCAUGGCAACUAAUGGCUAAGAAGUAAGCUGGAUAACUAGCAAUAGCAUUUGUUGUGCUUACUCCAGGCCGUUUGAAAUACACUGCCAGCAAAGCCUGGUGGUUUGGCUAUUUCCCAAAAAUGGUCUCCAGAGCCAGGUAAAGGAAAGGAGGAGGAGGACACACAGGAGAUGGAGAACAAAAGUUUGAUAACUUUUGCUAUUAAUAACAAAAAAAAAUAGGAAGGAAGGAGAUUUCCCCCUUCCCCCUUGCUCUGUAAAAGAAUUCAGCAUGAUAUAGAAAGCCCAGCAAAAGCACAGCAUUCUUUCCCACCAAGAGACAAAGCCACAAAGAGGUAAAGAGAAAUGGGUGGGAGCCAGUAUUCUUCAGAGCAAUCCAACAUGACUGAGCUCAGAGGCAGGCCAGCUUCAGACUGAAGCUGAAAGUCCAGCUUUUAGGAUGAGCUAGGUCAGCAGCACAGGUUAAUGGUGCACAAAUCCAAGGCUGUUGUGAGAUGUCGCAAAUCAAGGAUGUUCACGAGAUCUCUCAGUCUGAUUAGACUGUCAUACUCUUUAUAAAAUCUCAACAUUACCCUGGAGAGAAAAAUCUAGCAGGAAUUGGCCAUAUCUGAGAGGUAAUCUCAACUGCAGAAAUUUAACACAAAACAUUAUGAAACCUGAGAGAAAAAACAUUCCAAAGGGUAAGAACAGCUUGAGACCAUCUUCCAUUGUUAAACUGGAGAUCAUGUGGAGAUAAAGAAUAUGAACUUACAUGUACCUGUGCCAAUAAUCUCAUAGUAAUCUCUCAGGAUAUGUUCUUCUGAAAUAGGUAACAACAGAAAAUUAUUCAUGUAUAAGCAAUUAAAAGAACUCUCUUCAGUCCCUUAUUGUAUUUGUGGGAAAAGAGGGAGUGACAAAAAAAAUGCAGCAUACUUUCUGAAUCAGACCGAAGAACUGGGGGCAAUGCCCUUUGACACCUAGCCUUUUUUUUUUUAAUUUAAUCUAAAGACCAACAAAUCAAACCCUUAAGUAUUAAAGCUGUGCUCAUCUGGGAAUUCCUAAUUGCCAUUUCUGCGGGCUGAGUCCUUUGCUAUUUGGUUAAAUAUAUCAAUUCCUAAAAAGCAUCAGCUCUAACACCUGCACAGAGCUUUGCCUAAAAUCCAAGGCAAAACCUAUUUCCAUUACUAAGGAUGAAAUACCAAAUAAGAUUUGCACAUUUUGCCCACCUCAACGUUUUCAGCCAGUCUCUUCUGACAGGAAGGGAAGCGAGGAGUUGUGAGCACGCCUCAGCUGUUUGCAUCAGCAGCGCAGCAGGCAGGCAUGACAGCAGAGAGCACACUGCGUGCCGGUCUGUGCUGCUGCCAGGGACUCUCCUGGGGGCCCUGAGCUUUGCCUCCUGGUCUCAAAUACCCCCUUUCUGAUGGGAGUUUUACUUUCCUUAGAAAAGAUGAAGCGUCUAGAUGUGUUGCCAUCAAGUUACAUCUUACUGACUUACGAAGUGUUUCUAUUAAGAGCACAACAUUGCGGGGCCAUCAAAGCUCAUUCCACGUAAUUUCAGCUCACUGAUUCUACUUUAAAAGCAGUUAAUUGCUACAGAAACACAUCUCCAAAUGUCGGAGAUUUUAUAAACUGUAUAAAAAAUUCAUAAAAAUUCAGAGAUCCAAGUCCAUCUUUACUGAUGCCAAUACAAACUUCCAGUAAUCAAACCAGUAAUAGAAAAAGUAGCUCUGAUUUCUAAUUGCUGCUCCUGACACUUUGGUUCCUUACAGCUGUGAACUAUUUUGCUUUAUUAAUUCUUCCUGUUUCAACAUGCUCAGAGUUAACAGAAUUAUAAGAAAUGUAGUUGUUUUCACACGCCUAGUCAGCUCCCUGGGGAGCUGGGAAUGAAUUGAAUUUGUUCUAUAUACAUUUUUAGGGUAUAUUGUCUUCUCUUGAAUGUGAGACAUUUGUAUCAUUUGUCUUUAUUUUUAAAAGUCUCCUUACAUCUCCCCAGAGAAGAAUUAAUAAUUUAAAAAAAUGGAUAUGAAUAUUUACAAAAAAUUACAAAGAAAGUGACUUAUUUUCAGAAAAAUAGAAAUUCUAUAAUUUAUUUUUAAAAUUUGUGUAGCUUCAAAUCUGAGCUUCUCAGACCAUUACAUUUCAUAACAGUGCCAUCUACUGGACGAGGACCACAAACUAAAUCAAAGAACAUUUCUUCCCCUUCCAUUUGCAGUUAAACCAGUGCUUCACUCUGAAGCUUUUCCUUUAAUUACUGGUAUCCAACAUCUCCUCCAAAGGGCAAUACAAAACAGAUAUGGAAAAGUAAUUGCAGGAACCAGAAAGCUGAUAGUGAGGGAACAUUGCUGAAGCUUUCACGCUGCAUUGUUUUGUUUGAAUACAACAGUAGCCUAUUAUUACUAUUUGGACCAUUCUUCCUAACUAAUCUGGGGUCAUACUGAAAAGAAAACUAGAAAUCUAAAGCAUUGACUUUCAGGGAAAGAAAUUUCUUCUUUCAGAGAAGUUAAUUUCACUUGUUUAUUUGCAUGAUGAGCACAGUCUCUGAUAACAACUCUCCAAGUUUCUCUUUUCCAGUAGCAUGCAUAAGUAACUGAUUCUACAGUUCGAGGACAUUUUUAAUUACUGUCUUCUGCUGCAUUAGAAAAUUUCUCAAUUUAGACAAAGACACCACAGACUGUGUCACUGUCACUCUGCUACACAGUGUGUUUGUCAGGCAGUAUACCAGAAUUUGCACUUGUAUUUGGAUGCAACAGAAAAAUGGCCCCAAGCUAUACAACAACGUGCAUCUCAGAAUAUGCACAGUUCUAAAUUGAUUGAUGUUUAUUAAAAGCCAGAACCUUCCGGCUGGAGAAAGACAGACAUACUUGCCAUUUUAAAAUAUUUCAUCUUAUUUAAUCAAAUUGGCUACCCAGAAGAUCCCUUCACUUAAUGACACUUCCUUGCAAUUUGCACUUCAAAUAUAUUUUUAAACCAAUCAAAAAUCUUUCACUUCAUUAAAAUUCUCACUUGGAACCUAAGGAUCGCGGCAAGAAAUUCAAAGAUAUCUUAAAUAUGCAUAUUAAAGAUAUCAUUUCAUUUUCUAUUCUAAUUUGUCCUCUAGAAAAACAACCUCACGAUCGUAUUCCAAACAGCCCAAAUAACCAGCAGACUUGCCACCACAGCCACUGUGAGUAGGAGUGUAAAAAUUUGGUAUUCCCCGAUGAUCUGGCUAGCUUAGUAAAACCUUUUUGCAGACAAAGCAGAAGAGCUUAAUUUAACUCAUCACCAGACAGAAUCAUCAGUAUAUGGUGAUUUCUAGCAAAGCCCUCUGCAGACAUCUACAGCACCAGAAACUCUUCCAGAAUGGAGAACCUCUUGGGAUGAGAAACGGAGACUGAGAAUAACAUUUACAAUCCUUAUGAAACAUGCAGAUUUCCCUGGAAACCGACAAUAAUACUGAUACAGUGUGAAGAGCGCACAGUCUUCACACAUCAUGUUAUCUCAUAUUAUUUUCAUUCUCAAGUAAAAAGAGUGAGCUUGUGAAUAAAAGCUCAGUUUGUCUUUUAUUCUCUUCCCUCUGCUCUUGUGAUGCAGCAAAGUGUAACAGCACUGUGUGAUACACGUCUCCCUUUCAGACUUUUUACUUACUUAUUUUGGCUGGAUUACUUCUCUACAUAACAUUUUUUUUUUCAGCUCUUCCUGCAUGUAGAACCAUAUUAGUGCCAGCCAGGAAAAUUGUAAGCCUAAUACAAAGGGAACUCCAAUCUUGCACAGUAUCCUAUUUAUGCUUUUAGACACUAGACAUUCUGAAGAAAUCUGCAUCAUGUUAGCCCAAAUCCAAUAAACAGAGUCAGUCUUAAAAAUGUCACAGACAAGUAAUAGUGUAAAGGGCUACUUUUCCCUUUUUAUCCUGUUUCCCACUGAAAAUAUGGCCAGCCUAGAUGCUGUUCUCCCUACCCUACUGAAAGGCAAAAGAAGAAAGAAACUUCUUGUCUUAAAACACUACUGCAGGACUUAAUGAAGCCCUUCCUCUUAGUGCCAGGACACUUCCAGCACAUGUUCUAGGUACUGCCUUGAAGCUUUGUACAAACCAGUCAUAAUGAUGCCAUUCACCUUCACAUCAGCUGAAUGCUCAUCGUUAUUAUAAUCACUUCAAACAUCAGAAACUUAAAGCAUUAUUCCAAGAGUAAUUCUCAAGAGUGUACAGUCUGUUGAACUCUGCUUUAACAAAAUACUAAAACAGCCCAUUCUCCUUUGCCUUAUAGGACUGAGUAGUCACAUGUUUUGUUUUGUUUUGUUUUUUUACUGGAAGCCUCUUUAUUAUCAACAUAACUUAAUCAUUUCCAUUUAGAAUUUCAUCUGAAGUCUCCUUUCCUAACCAUCAUUACUGCCCCUAGCGUUAUCCCAGCAGUCACAGUCUGGCUUUUACACCUCAUCAGUAAGGCCCAGCUACCCUAUCCUAUCACAAUGGUUCAAAAAUCUUUUUAUGUAAAAAGUGACUGCAUUCACACUUUGCAAAAUGAUAACAGGAGCUGAAAAGGAAACGUAUUUAAAGAGACGAAACAGGUAUGUGUAAGGAUUGGACAGCUAAAAGGAAGGAAGUUUUUUCCCCAUCAUCCUACAUGUGUAGUUGCAAUGAUUGGCAUAUGCCAAAAGAAAUAUAUUUGCUCCCAUCUCAACUCCUAAACCCAAAUUUUAAGGGAGAACAAAACAAAACAAAACUGGUGAGGACACAGAUGCACUGAACUAUGGGAUGGAUUCCAGAUGCCCCAACUGCACGUUGUUAGGGAAGCAAGUGAGCUCUCAGACGAAGGCUGUACAUAGGAUGCCCUGGAGACAACUAAACUUCUUUGUUUGAAAGGGCACGGACAAAUUCUCAAUAACUAUUUCCCAUCACACACACACACAAAAUGAAAUUCCUCCUUUGGAAUAAAGAACAAAAGCAAACCAUUUGAGUCUAGGAAACAUGUCCCGAGUGCCAGGAGCUGUGUGAGGCAGCUGCCCACCACCCCUCCGGAGAGAAGCAUGUGAGCACGCUGCCUCCCAUGCACCUCUCCUCCUCCACCACCUGCCUGCAAGCAUCUUAAGGGCUGUGCUGCUGUUCUGGGACAAAGAAGCUCACCACAACAGGAAAAUGCACAAAUGCUCCCAGUUCCUCUCUCGACAUCUGCAUUUCUACACAUGCUUCCUGCCAGCUGCAAAAUAAAUAUUUGUCUUAUGGUUAAUUGUCAUCAUUUCCACAUAAGAAGUGCAGGCAGGGAUGAAGAUUGACUUAGAAUAAAUUAAAUAUUAAAAAAAAAAAAAAGAAGAAGGAAAUUGUGAUGAAAUCUUUCAGUGUUGCAGCAUGCCAGGCUUGUUGCCUCCAGAGCUCAGAGAAUCUAUGAGAAAUAAGAUAAGAUACACAGUAGCCCUUUAAGACAUCACUGCAUUUGCAGUUCCUUUUUCACAUGGCAGGGCCUGGAGUUCUUCCAAAGGCAUUGCCUGUACAUACACACUGACAUUACUGUUGCAUACGUUAGGAACACAGGGAACAGCAGAGCAACCAAGACCUCAAGUUUGCGAUGAGAUCUGUACCUUUUAGUGUGAGGUCUUACAUUCUCAUAGCUUAAUAUCUGAAGUUUGGCCAAAAUAUUUUCCUAAUAGGCUAGCCCUCUAGGAAUAUUUCUUGUCAUCUUAAAAGUCCCAUGAAUUAAGUACUUUUUUGGUCAUUUUUUUUAUAUGGGAGUGCUGAUAGAAAUUAGAAACCACAUCCUCCCUUAGUCUCAGUCAUAUGCUACCAGAGGAUCUCAUGCACUCUCUCUAGCAAAUGUGUGACUGUGAGAUAUGAAUUGGUGAUCUCAUUCCUUUGUAAGAAUGCUAAAAAAUAUAUAUAAUAAUAAUAUAUUCCUGUAUACUACAUGGAAGAGCAGUUCUAUUACACAGCUCUCAAACAUGAAAUGUUGAUUAUGUUAGCUACAUCUAAGAACAACUCUAUACUAACAUUGUCCUAUUCCAAACUGCUCUUCCUCUCUCUUUUCUUCUUGUUUUUCUUCUGUGCACUACUCUAGGAUGACCAUCGUCCGCUGAACAUAAAUCUUUAUGCAAAUAUCAACAGUAAAGAUCAGCACUGUUUCCAUAUUUAGGACUUCCUCAACUGCUAGAGCCACUCCUCCAAGAUCUCUUUAGUGCAACUCCAACAGCUAACUCGUAACAGCUUCAUUUUGAAAAAAAAAUGUUUUUUUUCACAUUUCUGCUGUUUUCUUACUCUCAAACUUCUCAGCAGAUUCAGAAUGCGACUGCAGACUGCAGAGAGAUACUUUCCAACCCCGUGCUCGCACCUCUUCAUGGUGCUUUGGAAGUAGUGAUGAAGCAGAACGUAAGCCUCUCCUGUCACUCAGACUCUGGAUCUCCUCCUGUCAGAUACACGCUAUUUAAACACAGUCAGAAGGUAUCUGCUAUAAACAGGACAGACUUGACUCCAGCUUUGUUUAACUUAACGAUCAAUUCUGCCAGUGAUGUGGGUGAAUAUAAGUGCAAAGCUGAGAAUGGAAUCCCCAGCGGUGAAAAAUACAGCAGAAUUCUCAACUUCACACUUCAAGAGCCAGUUUCCAAACCAGUGCUGAGCUCACCCAAUUCCCAAGCAAAGAAAGGCCAAAAUGGGACCUUGUCUUGUCUCUCAGAGAAAGGCUCUCUCCCAAUCACAUACACAUUCUUCAAAGACGGACAGAGCAUCCAGCCCCCAGUGAAGAUGCAGAAGAGGGAAGCAGCAGUGAUUUCUGUACUUAUCGAAUCCUCUAGUGACUUUGGAAUGUAUAAAUGCAAAGCUGAAAAUCGCCUUCGCAAAAAUCCAAAAUACAGCAACAGUUUCAACUUCACAUUAGCAGAGGAGAGAAGCAAUUCUCAACCCCUGAUCAUUUCUCUUGGACUGAUCUUGCUACUGUUAGCAAUAGGAUUUGCUCUGGCAAUUCUAUUUUUCGUAAUUCCUUCAUAUAAAGCAAAAAAAUUUACAUCCACUAGGCACUCAACUGGCCUUACUUCAACAGAGAAAGUAGAAGAGCCAGAAGACUAUGUCACAUACGCAGAGAUUGAGCCAGUUCAACCAGAAGAAGAAUACGUCAACGUUUCUGCUAUUAGAAGAGCAGAUGAACAAGAGAACAGAGCAUAUGCUACAAUCUAUUCGAAGGUCCUCAUCAGAGAUGGAGCACAAGCUGGACCACUCCAUUCUCCAGAGUAGCAUCACUUAUCAAGACCAUGAAGAGAACACUCAUCUCAUCGUAUCUGCAAAGAAAAGAUCACAUCUAUUGCCACUUUUGAUGUAUGAAAUUUCAGAUAAGUUAUGUAUCAUAACCUGUAUAUAUUUAUUUUGGCUAUAAUGCACUAAGCUCAGUGUCAAGACACUCUUUUUCUUACGAACAUUCCUUGCUGUCCUGACUACGUUUCUUUAAAUUAUUACGUUACUUUAGUACAUUAAUAUAAUAGAUUAUUAAGUAACAUUUAAAGAGUAUUUUUAUAGAAGUGAUUAUUCUGUUAUUUAAUAGCCAGAUUUUGAAGACUACUGUACAUGAACCAAUAAUUGUAUCUAUUUUUCAUAUGUAUUUUCUCUGCGGAAAAAAACUACUCAUCAGUAUGCUCAAGAUCAAUAGAUAAGAACAGUGACACGCUCAAAAUGUACUGCUGAUCCACAAAUCAUGCAUGAAGCGUUCCGUUGGAAUAUUGGUUUUUAUUUGCACAAAUAAUUCCACCACUUACAUCAUUUAGACUUGAAGAACUUUCAAGUUCAAAACUAGACACAGUGUGCCAGCUGAAGCAGUGCUUAAGGACAGAACACAGAACUGGUCCAGAUGCAAAAAAGAGGAAGACAGAACAGUUCUGCAAGUUUAUGACUCAUCUUAAGCAAUUUAUUCUCAUAGGAGAGCCUCUAAAAGACAUCUCUCAAUUCCAGAGCAACAACCCUGGAAGAGGUAUGAAAGGCUAAUGUUUCAUUCAGUUCCUAAAAUGUUAACCGCCAUUGCUCCUUCUAAUAAAAAUCAAUGGAAUCUGA